AUGGCUUUAUUCAACGCCCAAUACAUUGAGCCCUUGAGAGAAAAGCACAAGGCCCUUAAAUUCCGCAAGAAGAUAAAAAUUGCAGUUCUAGACUCAGGGUUGGAUUACCACGAUGCUUUCAUCAAAGGUGCAAUCAAGACGAGAUAUAUCACAGAUAGAUGGAGCCCUACUGGGACCGACUGGGAGGAUGUACUCGACAUAUAUGGUCACGGAACACAUGUGACGCGAUUACUUCUGGACACGGCGCCGCUAGCGGAGAUUUGCGGCGCGAAGUUUUCAAGGGAUAAAAAUUUGGACGAGAGCGAGAUGCAAGUCAUCGCCAACGCAAUUGAUUGGGCCGUGCAAACAGUCAACGCCGAUAUCAUCACCAUGUCCUUCGGCAUGGAAAAGAAACUAGAGGAAGUAGCCCAAAAAAUCAAGUCAGCACUCGACCACCGGAAACUCGUAUUCGCAGCAGCAUCUAACGGGGGGGGCUUGGCUCCCAGAGCAUCCCCAGCUUGCCUCCCUGGUGUUAUCUGCAUCCACGCUACAGACGGCUACGGAAACCCUGCGACGUUUAACUCGACGCCUUACUACGGAUGGCAUGAAGGGACUGCUACGGUCUUUAGCAAGCCUACGGCAAUCCUUUAA
Molecule: messenger RNA, 630 nt
Organism: Metarhizium acridum CQMa 102
Lineage: Eukaryota; Fungi; Ascomycota; Sordariomycetes; Hypocreales; Clavicipitaceae
Source: RefSeq, a predicted model, not a curated record